AUGGGAAAGUGCAUCAAAUCAUACGGACCGCCUUUAAGAGCCCAGACGUCUAAUGCACAGCGACCUGUAAAGUCGUCGAAGAAAACGCACGAGCCUUUUGAGAAUCUGAAUGGUGAAGAAUCUAAAGAGAACGCACCUCCGAAACUUCCGAUUUCUUCCAUGUAUCCUGCUCCUGAGGAAAAGCAAGACGAUGAAUAUGACAGCGACAGCCCUGUCACUGAAGACUGCGAUGCCAUUCGCCGCAAGAUCAAAGCCUUCCUCAACAGCGGCGAGAUGAAAGUGACAGAGUUUCAACGCGCUUGUCAUAUCAACAGCAGUUCUUAUCAACGAUUCAUAAAGCUGAAAGGUCCCUCCUCCGGCGAUGCCAACCAAACAUACAGCGCCGCCUUUCAUUUCUUCGAACGAAGGAAAGCGGGAGGAAAGAAAGAGGUACCUUCCAGAAAGCGACUAAGUAAUUUCGACGACCCGAAAGUGCAGCCAAAGAAGAAAAAGACGAUGGAGCCCAUAAAUCGCUCUCUCCUCCUCCUUGACGGUGAAGAGGACGGAGAAGUCGAGAUCUACGAUACGUGCGACGAAAUCAGACGUAAGAUCGCUGCGCAUCUUCGCGACCCCACCAACGUACAAGCCCAAUUCCUCCGUGAGAUCGCAGCAUGCCUUCCAGACCCUGACAUGAAGGUGCAGUCGAGUUCUCUGAAUACUUUCCAGAAAAAGAAAGGCCCACUUGCGGGCAACGAGUCCAGAGUGUAUUAUGCUGCGUACUGCUAUUUUGAGAAGAAGAGGAUUGCGGAGGGUAAGUCGAAGACGCAGAUGAGGUUGGAGAUGGAGGAUGCUUGGCCGAGUGGCGUCGAUAGGAAGCGACAAGGCGGUUUCAUCGUCACAGCAGGGACGUCGCUGUACACUGAUAAGUAUGGGAGGGCCAGGUGUCAUGUGCGCUAA
Messenger RNA from Bacidia gigantensis, 936 nucleotides. RefSeq lists its product as uncharacterized. The transcript has 2 exons. NCBI's taxonomy places the organism in Eukaryota, Fungi, Ascomycota, Lecanoromycetes, Lecanorales, Ramalinaceae. The coding region runs from base 1 to 936 and encodes 311 amino acids. The record is from RefSeq and is a predicted model, not a curated record.